Dissoconium aciculare CBS 342.82 is the source of this 495-nucleotide messenger RNA. RefSeq lists its product as uncharacterized. The coding region runs from base 1 to 495 and encodes 164 amino acids. The transcript is spliced from 2 exons. The record is from RefSeq and is a predicted model, not a curated record. NCBI's taxonomy places the organism in Eukaryota, Fungi, Ascomycota, Dothideomycetes, Mycosphaerellales, Dissoconiaceae.
AUGUAUUCGGGCAUGUCUCAAUCUCACCCAUUUACGUUCUUGCAGCACUAUCAGCCGAGUUCAGGCUCACGGUGUCAUCGCUUCUUCUGGCGUGAACCACCUUACGUCCUCCUUCUCCACUGGAGGUUCUCAGCGACCGCCGAGAAAAUCGUCGCCGGGCAUACAAGCUCGUCAGCAAUAAGCCGGCGCCAAGGAAUUCCGAGCAAAGAUUCAGAUCAAGUGUCCGAUUCGUCUGGUGCGUCAAGUCGGAGUGCCACUCAAACAAAAGGCUUCGUACGCGGAGAAUGCCGCGUUGGCCUCGGAGUUGGCCGAACAGGACAAGUUCCAACGGGACUUGGAGCGGCGAAUGCAAGAGAUGGAGCAGCUGAUGCUGCGAACUCAAGCCCAGACGCCGCAGCCUCAGCCUCCGCCUCCGCCACUACCACCGUAACCGAGCACUCCUCCGGCUCCCGAUGUCGAGAUGGACGCCGAGGAAGUGCUCGACGCUUUCCAUGA